GUUAUUAUGAGAUGAAUAACAAUACAUAAAAGAAGAGAAAGAGGGAGAAAGGAGAUGGAGAAGAGUAUUGAUCAAAAGGAGCAAGAAAUAGUGUUGGUGGAAGAUGAGGAGGAUUUGGUGCUUCCGGGGUUCCGAUUCCACCCCACCGACGAAGAGCUCGUCGGGUUUUAUCUCCGUCGCAAGGUCGAUAAGAAGUUGCUGAGCAUCGAGAUCAUUAGACAGAUCGAUAUCUAUAAGUAUAGCCCAUGGGAUCUUCCAAAAGCUAGUACAGUUGGUGGGGAAAAAGAAUGGUACUUCUUCUGUUUGAGGGGACGAAAAUACAGGAACAGCAUCAGGCCCAACAGGGUCACUGGGUCAGGAUUUUGGAAAGCAACCGGGAUCGACCGGCCGAUAUACUCUUCAACCAAUAUCGGAGAGUGCAUUGGCUUGAAGAAGUCCUUAGUUUACUACAGAGGAAGUGCGGGGAAAGGUACGAAGACUGACUGGAUGAUGCAUGAAUUUCGCCUUCCCUCUAGCGGCAAAGACAAUGAUACUCACCCUAGCAUCCAAGAAGCUGAAAUUUGGACAAUUUGUCGAAUCUUCAAGAGAAACAUAUCAUUCAACAAGAAAUACCAACAAGAAUGGAAUGGAUCAAAUAGCAAGAAACGGAAACUAAUCGAAUGUGCUUCAACAACAAGCAGUUUUGAGUCUGUUAGUGUAGGAGAUCAGUAUAAGUUGUUUGGAGCCCACAACAAUCCACACGGCGAGGCGCCUAAGUUGGUUUAUAACAACUACACAGAGAGAGACAACGAAUCAUUCCAAGUACAAUAUUCGAGCGUUACUAGCCCAGUUGUAACAGAAAAUCACUCAUUAGCAACAGUGCAUAAUCCAAACUUUGCGAAUCCGGCGUCGAAUGAGUUCAUGAAAGAUGGCAACUGGGAUGAGCUUGGGAGGAUAAUGGAGUUCUGGACAGAUACAAACACAGCUUACUAACGUAGAUAAAUAUAUAUUUAGGAGAUUAUACUACAUAUGUUUUUUUUUUUUUUCUUCUUUCUCCCUUAAUUUCUGAUCCCAUAAGUAUGUAGUGAGAUCACAGCAUAGAUUAUAUACAACUGCUAAACUAGCGAGUAUAGGUAAUAAUUAAUCCCUCCAGGGGCAUAUCUCAUGCUGACAUUUAAUACUUCGAGUAUAAAUAGAAUAAGGUUCCCUUUUUGUGAAUUAUACAUGUGUGCUGGUACUGAUAUAAAUCGUACUGUGAGGCGCAAGUGCUUAUUUUGUUGAGGGACCAAACUUUGUCAAU
Ananas comosus (pineapple) is the source of this 1279-nucleotide messenger RNA. Its product is annotated as transcription factor JUNGBRUNNEN 1-like. NCBI's taxonomy places the organism in Eukaryota, Viridiplantae, Streptophyta, Magnoliopsida, Poales, Bromeliaceae. Bases 55 to 972 code for a protein of 305 amino acids. The record is from RefSeq and is a predicted model, not a curated record. Gene Ontology annotation, biological process: regulation of DNA-templated transcription. The transcript is spliced from 3 exons. Gene Ontology annotation, molecular function: DNA binding.